AUGAUUAUUAAAACGUUAGAUAUUUUCCCAGUGUCUCUCCCAUUGGUGCAGAUAGCAGGAGGGCACUGCUACCUGCUCGGGUUGACCUGCGCCAACGAGCCUCACGGCAGGUCUGUCUGGUCCAUUGGCUGUGGUCUGGGCGGCAAGCUAGGCCACGGCACAAAGUACGACGAAUGCCGCCCGAAAGAGAUCGCACACUUUAAAACCCUUGAGUUCGCCCCCACAGCCGUUGCUGCAGGCGCAUGGCAUGCUGCUGCUGUUGCUACUGACGGGAGAGUUGCCACGUGGGGCAAGGAUGACUCGCACGGUUCACGUCGCAAGCUCCGUCCGGCUGUGAAAGCAUGCCACGUGGCAGCAGGGGAUUACACGACGUUUGUGGUGGGGGAGGGCGGCGAGGUGUGGUCGUUUGGGAGCGCGGAGAGCGCAUGUUUGGGGCAUGGGGGCGGGUGGGAGAGGGAGGAAGAGGAGGAAGGCGAAGAGAUCGAUGAUGUUGAUCUGCACGAUAUCGUGUGCCUGUUUUCGCUGUUUGCCACAAACAAUGGCCUCUUCUCUUCUUCCCCCCCCCCCCCCCCUCUCACCACACCAGCUGCGGCAGCACCGGAGGCGCAACCGGGAUGUGAUGCAGCCCAGGCGGAUGUCUCUGAGCUGCUCAUUCCCCUGCUUCUCUUACCCCUCCUGCAUUCCCUCUCCCUUACACUGCCCACUUCCCCCACAUUCUCCCAGCUGCGGCAGCACCGGAGGCGCAACCGGGAUGUGAUGCAGCCCAGGCGGGUGUCUCUGCUGGAGGAGCGAGCUACCCGCUUCUCUUACCCCUCUUGCUCUUCCCUCUCCCUUACACUGCCCACUCCCCCCACAUUCUCCCAGCUGCGGCAGCACCGGAGGCGCAACCGGGAUGUGAUGCAACCCCGGCGGGUAUCUCUACUGGAGGAGAGAGCUGCCCACCCCCCGGCUCCUCUUUCCACUGCCCCUGCUGCCGCUCCUGCUGCUCCUGCUGCUCCUGCUGAUGCUGCUGGUGCUGAUGCUGCUGAUGAUUCUGCAGCACUUGCAUCUACUGCCAACCUGAUUGCUCUCCCUGCUGCUGCCACCCCUCUUGCUGCUGCAACUCCUACUGCUGCCCCUCGCUCAGACCCUACGCUGCUAGGCGGGGGACCUGGCAGUGCAAGGGCGGGUGUGAGAGGGAUGAAUGAUAGGGAGGAUGGGCGGCAGGGAGGAUGGGCGGCAGGGAGGAUGGGCGGCAGGGAGGUUGGGCGGCAGGGAGGAUGGGCGGGAGGGAGGAUUACGUGGGGAUUGGCAGGCCCUGUAGUCCUCUCCUGUGGGCAGUGGAUGUAA
Molecule: messenger RNA, 1329 nt
Organism: Closterium sp. NIES-65
Lineage: Eukaryota; Viridiplantae; Streptophyta; Zygnematophyceae; Desmidiales; Closteriaceae
Source: the annotation of a GenBank genome assembly